Molecule: messenger RNA, 5183 nt
Organism: Vicia villosa (hairy vetch)
Lineage: Eukaryota; Viridiplantae; Streptophyta; Magnoliopsida; Fabales; Fabaceae
Exons: 9
Coding region: 186-1151 (321 amino acids)
Source: RefSeq, a predicted model, not a curated record
UGCAACUAUAAUCGUUUAAGGGAUUGGUUUGGUAUAGUUAAGCCAUAAAUAAAUAAAUAAAUGCAACUAUACUCGUUGAACCUGGAUUACCGGAUCAGUCUGAAAAGGGGCAUCCAAGUUCGCUAAUUCGGCGUGGUGAUUGUUUCAAAACCCAGCAACUAACUGCACAAGUUUAGCUUUUAGGAAUGUCAAACAACUGUCCUUUAAAGGGACCACUAGUAGAAGAGUUAACUUUUCUUGAAGGCUCAGCUCCCUUCAAGAGUUGUCAUGCUUCUACCAUUGUUGAGGUUGAUAAGGACCAUUUUUUGGUUUCCUAUUUUGGGGGCUCAUCAGAAGGAGCACCUGAUGUCAAAAUAUGGUUGCAAACUUACAAGAAUGGAAGAUGGGAAUCACCUGUUAUUGCUGAUGAACAACCAGAUGUUCCUAUGUGGAACCCAGUACUAUUCAAACUUCCAUCGGAUGAGAUACUUCUGUUUUACAAGAUAGGCCAAGAAGUUCAGAAAUGGAGUGGAUUCGUUAAACGUUCGUAUGAUAAAGGAAUUACUUGGACACAAAGAGAACAACUUCCUCCUGGUAUAUUAGGACCUAUAAAGAAUAAGCCCAUUUUGCUGGAAAAUGGCCAAUUGAUUUGUGGAUCGUCUGUUGAAAGCUGGAACUCCUGGGGCGCCUGGGUGGAGGUCACUACAGAUUUUGGCAAGUCAUGGAGCAAGCAUGGCCCAAUUUACAUUGAAAAUAAACCUCUAAGUGUGAUUCAACCAAUACCUUAUCAAACUGUAGACGGGAAAUUACGAGUCUUACUACGAUCCUUCGAAGGCAUUGAUAGAGUAUGUAUGUCUGAGUCAUCGGAUGGUGGCCUGACUUGGGGACGCGCGAAACCUACUCAGCUUCCUAACCCAAAUUCAGGUAUUGACGGGGUUAAGCUUAGCGAUGGCCGGAUAUUGCUUAUUUAUAAUACUACAUCACGGGGCGUGCUUAAAGUUGCACUCUCUAAUGAUGAUGGUGAUUCAUGGUAUGAAGCUCUCACAUUGGAGGAUUCAUCUGGAAUGGAAUUCUCAUAUCCUGCUGUUAUUCAAGCUAGUGAUGGGCUAAUACAUAUCACCUAUACAUAUAAAAGGACACAAAUUAAGCAUGUUAUUCUUGGGCCAAAUUGAUGUGGAGUAAAUCGUUUCAAGUAAGCUGAAACAAGUAACCUUGUUGUCUCUAAAUAUUGAAUCUAAUGCAGAAGUGUUAUUGUUUAUGUUAUGUGUUUGCAGAACCUUUAUGCUUCAGUCUUCAUAUAUAUUUUUGUUGAUAAUAUUUCAAAGGGAAGAAAAUGUUAUCCUUACACAUAACACAAGAGACAGAGCUAAGAAAAUGGAUUCUUUUCUCCCAACUAUUAACUUUAUUUGUAUCAUGAAAGAGUUGUGAUUGAAAAAUUAAUUUGUUUGAGGAUAAUUAUGAGUUUAGAAGUUUUUGUUUUUUUUACCGUGAGUUUAUAAGAGCUGAUUUUGGUUUCAUGGUAAAAUAGUACUCCCUCAAUUCCUAUUUACUAAGUAGUAUAAGAUAAUUUAAGGCUAAUCACAAAGACCAACUAAGCACUUUUAAAGAAGUAUGUCUCAAAAACCCAAAUAAUCACGGGACAUGGUUGACUUUUAGUCAAAAGUCAAUUUUUGGUCAAUGGUCAAUGAGUUGACAUGUCAACAAUUCGAUUCAUCCAUGGGAGACUUGAGCUGGUUUGCAGGCCGAGUUUGGAUAUCUGAUCUAUUAGAGUCCUCGAAUAUUAUAAAUAUGAGUUUGUAUCAGUUUUGUUAGUAAGGGAAAAAGCCAAAGGGAAGAGCCGAUAAUCUUAGUUAGAGAGGAAAGCAUAGAAAUUCAUUGAAGUGUUUGGAAUUUGCCAGACCUUUGGAGGUGUCUAAGGGGAUUGAGAAAUGCUUCUCAACAUUUUGAGUUUGUGUGAUUCAUAUAUAGAGAAUUGGAGAGAUUGAGAAAUAUUUGUGUAAAAAAUAUGGGUUGUUCUUGGAAACUUGGGAAACUAUUUUCUUGUAACUCAUUUGUAAUCUCUUGUAUCAACUUUUGUAAGUAUAGCGAAUCAGAGAGCUGUUAUCCUCCUUAGAGUAAAUCGGUUUGAUCGAACUAGAUAAACAAGUUUUUUUGUGUACUCGUCUUUCAUCUUCCUCUUGUUUGUUGUGGAUUUAGUCACACUGUUUAACAUGUUAAUUUUGUUUGAGGUCAUUUAGUUUGGUUGUCACUGUUCUUUGUCAAAUAUCAUUAUUCUUGGUGCAAUUAAUAUUAUUGUUAAACUUUCACAACGAAAAUGUCUUAGCGUGACUGAAACUUUCAAUUUCACAACAAGUGGUGCCCAUUGUGAGAAAAAGAGGUUCAAUUUAAAAGAGAGCACUAUGGGUUCUAAAUUAGACAUCAAGGAGUUUUUCGCAGACAACGAUUGGAUUGUGGAAAAUGAGGAAGCAAACAGUCGUUACUCAACAAAAGUGUGUGGAAGCAUUGAAGGAUGAGACAUUGAUGCAUGCACGCCUAACACAAGCAGAGAAGACCGAUAUGAUGGAUAAUGUCAAAAGUAUCAUUAUCUUGUGCCUCAUAAAUAAAGUUUUAAGGGAAGUUUCAAGGGAGAAUACUGGGACUUUGAUGUGGACAAACCUCGAAUCAUUGUAUAUGACAAAGUCUUUGGCUCAAAAGUUGUGUCUAAACAACAACUCUACUCAUUUAAAAUGGUACAGAACAAAUUCAUGGUGGGGAAAUUGAAAUAAUUUUACAAAAUCAUUGAUGAUCUAAAGAAUAUUAAGAUGCAUAUUGAUGAUGAGAACAAGGCUAUAUUCUUGUUAAACUCAUUUCUCACAUCCUUUGAGCACUUCAAGUAAGCUCUUCUUUAUGGUAAACAAAGUGUAUUAUUACUUUGGAUGAAAUUCAGAAGACUGUGAGAUCCAAAGAACUUGUAAAGGUAAAAGAUUUGAAGAUUGAAAAAUUAUGGUGAAAACUUAAGUGUCUCGAUAGGAGGAAGCGAACACAGAGGGAUAUCCAAAUUCAAGAGGUUUGAUAAGUCAAGGUUAAAAUGCUUUAUUUGUCAGAAAAACAGUCACUUCAAGAAAAAGAUUGUCCUAAGAAGGGGGAUAAUGAAGAUUAUGUUUAGAUUGUAGUUGCCUUAGAUGAGGAUAGUUACUCGAGCACUAGUGGUGUCGAGUUUAGAGAUUGAAAAAAGUUGGGUCAUGGACUCAAUAAGCUCUUAUCACACGUGUCUAAGGAAAUAAUACUUUGAGACUUUGGAGCUGGAAAAUGGUGGAGUCGUUAAACUCAGUUACAAUCUCACUUGCUAGGUUCAUGGUGUUGGUACGAUAGGACUUAAUAUGUUUGAUGAUCAUGAAUUCCUUCUACACAAUGUGAGGAAUGUUCUUGAGCUCAAGCGACAUUUGUUGUUUGUAACAUGUUUAAUGAUUAGGCUAGUGACUAAAGUUGAAUACGAGGUAUUGCAAAUUUUGCAGGGUGAAGUGAUAAUGACUAAAGAGUAUAAAAUAUGUAGGUUAUGUAAUUUAUGUGAUUUCAAUGUUAUUGGCAAUUCAUCAUUAGCUAGUGAAGACUUUCAUGGCAAGACCAAGCUAUGAGAUUAGAGGUCAAGGCAUGAUAGGUGUUUUAAAGUUGUUUUAGAGCACUUUGAUGAAUUUGUAGAAGACAAAAGAUAAAAACACAUUAGACAGCUUCUGCCAUGAUGCUAAGAAUUUAGUUGCCAAAGAGUUUCUAAGGUAAAGUUGGUGGCAAAACAACUUACUUGAUAUGCAGAUGUCCAUUUACAAGAAUAGAUUUCUAGACACCAAAGAAGGUUUGAAGUAGAAAAUCCGUAGACUACUUUAAUUUGAAUAUCUUAUAAGCCAAUUAAGGAGAAUUGACAUUUGUGAAUGGGAACAACACACUCAUCAUAUUUACUACAUACCCUUUCGUUUUCUUCAAGGGAAUCAUCCCCCAAUCUUCAAAAGGUCUCAUCGUUGUGGCGGUAUGGCUAAACCUCUAUCGCAAGCAAUGGUAGAGACAAUAUUUGGUGUCUCUUGGUCAACCCGUACCAAUGACUGUCUUUUGUGGCCUUUCGAACUUCAGGUUGGAGGUCAUCCUCCAUUGUAAGAGGUUCUGUUAACACGUGAAAGAAGUGAAUAUACUAUACACUCGAAAUAAGCCCUUAAUUAGAAACAAUUUCUUCCAUCAAGCCCCAUGACCCUCUUCUCCAGAAACCUUAACAAAGAAAGCAAGAUUGAAACAAGAGAUAUGAACAUUACCUUCAAAGAGAAAAAUUUGGGAUCUCACACACUGAAAGAAGGGGCAUGAAUUGGUCGAGGAUGAAGGUCUGUGCAAGAAACUCGAAUAAUGGAGGAAAUCACAAGCGAGAAAGAAGACAAAUUUCUCAAAUGCACAAGCAGCUAACAAAAUAGAAGAUUAGUAGUCCCGUAACUUCUUAUACGCAUUUCCAGAGUAGUGAAUCGUGCGAUCUACCACGUUGGGAAGUGCAAACUAUGCCACCAAUGAUCAAGAUUUCAUCGAGGACUGUUCAGGGCACUUGAGUAUUGUUAGUUACCAAAUUGUGUUAAUAUUUUGGGUAAUUUUUGGUAACUUUCAAGUCUUUUUGUGCAAAGUAUUAGUAGUUCAUUAUCAUUUGGUAUAUAUAUAUUCGUAUAUUUAUUUUAUUGUCGAAUAGUUCUUAUCUUUGCAAUUUGUGUUGGAAUUUGUAGUUUUGCUAGAUAGGUGGAAGCUUGAACCAUGGAAAAUGAAUAGAAGAUAUUUCAAGACUAAAAGCCAAGGAAUUCUGGAAAAAGAUACCGCGCUAAGCACGGUAGUAGAGCGCUAAGCGCGGUUUUGAAAAAUAGAUGGAAGUUCUGGCAGAAACUUCCGCGCUAAGCCCGGUCUAAACCGCGCUUAGCGCGGUGAAGCCGGCUAAGCGCGCUAUGAAUUUGUGAAGGAGUGAGACCAUUUUGAGAGAGAAGAAACCCUAAUAUCAAUAUUUCAUCUUGGAAUCGAAGAAUCGAAGCAUUGAUCGUCGAGAAAUUACCGUUGAUGCUUGCUAUCCUUCCUUCCUUCCUUCUUGUGCAAGCUACCAUGUCAAUGGAUAGCUAAACACUUUUGUGUCAAGGCUUUGAUGUAAUCUUCCUUACUUUUUGUAUGUUUUUCUUAUGAAUAUUGUGUAUGAACAAGUUGUUAAUCAAUAUAGA